AUUCCACAUUUAACCCCACCCACAUGUGAAAAUCCAAAUAUCAAAUUGUGUUUGCGUUUAUAAGAAAAAAUAAGAAAUCCGUUUUAAAAUGUGUGUCUAAAACCAAAACAACUGUCCGUUUUCUCAUUCUGUGUUGCUCGGUUUAGUGUAGAAAAGUAAUUAUCCGCACGAACACCGACCAUGCGAUCACGUGGUGUAAAUCUGGUCAGCCUGAGGUAUUGAACGGAGAAUCGGUAGUGAAACAGUGGGAGCGGAGCGCACAAGUAGCCUAAAAAUUGAGUUUCCCAUUUCUUAUUCUUCACAACGGGUUUUCGAGGAAUUAUGUUAUUUUAUUAAGCGAUGAUUAUAAAUAUGAUGCAAACUCAUUUCUAAAAAGAUUGUAAUUCAUUUCGAAUACGACGAGGCAUACAUUUAAAAAGGAAGAGUAGCUGCUGCUUCUGCAAAAGCUAUUGGGGAUCCAAAUAAACAAAUACUCCCUCUUUGAUAGGGAACUACAGGAUGGAGGUGAGUAGAUAGUUAGGGAUACUAAUACUGUCACUUACUGGUAAGGAUAAUGUUGAUGGGUGUGCCAAGUAUAUUAGGUUUCCAUUUUACCACAGUGGUAAAGUGGGAGUCAGAUUCCUUAUGUUCUCUGGUUUCCUCAGCAAACAGUCUUACAUGAAGCUAUUAAUGUGCACUUAUUGAGAUCCUGUAUAUUAAGUUGGUUUAUCUUCAUGGGAAUGAUUUAAUUAGCUUUUUGUGUCAAGCUUGAACAUAUUUUGUGUCAAGCUUAAAGUAACUGUCCAGAGAGAAUCUAACAUGUAUAAAUUCAUAUUCUGUUAACUCAUACCCAAAUAAUGUUUUUGUUUCAUCCUAUGCUCAUAUUUGUGACCAAAGCAUAAAUUUGAUAUAACGUUGUUUUUUUUAACCCAUCCUCAAACUUGUAUCGCAAACAGACCAUUUUUUUUUUUUUUGCUAUUUCCUCAUAGAGGAUGAUGUCAUCGAUGAGCUGGCCAAUCAGUGGUCUACUUACAUAAUUAUUUUAUGACCCAUAUACACCCACACCCUUCUGUUGUUGGGGUACGUCUACACCAUUCCAACACAGAAAAGCUGCUUUUUAACAUGCUUUAUCAUAAUUUCUUGGAAUUACAACAAUUUCACGUAAUUAAUGACCCUUCAUAUUUCAUAGAAAUCUGGAAACACUAGACAGUUACUUUAAAUAAUACUUUAAAUCUGAGAUGCAGUAUCAAAGCACUACCCUUGGUUUAAAUCCAACCACCAGGGUCCACUGUUCAGCAGAAUACAGUCAGAGCUCUUGUUUGCUACAGCUGUUUCACAAUGGAAUAAAAAUGAAUUUAACAUUAUAGACUAUACUUGGGACUAUUCAUACCCCUCAUGUGCUGUCAAAGGGGACAACUGAAAUACCCUGUUAUUACCUCGUUUUUGACUGCUGUUGUAAGGUGACUUAGAUAGGGUCACAUAUGCAGUCACAUUGAGAUGUCACUUCUAAUCCAGUUGUAAACUCUACAUUGAAGGUACCACUUUGUACCUUCCCUGGUCCUUUUGUGACUAGGUCUGUGUGAGGGUGAUCAAAAUGUUGCCUUUUCUUUUCACGACUGCAUUAUAGGCUUUUUGCAAUGCAAAGGGUUUUUCCUACAGUAUACUAGUCUAUGGCUAUCAGAUCUGUCACUGUUGGGUUACAUGUGCUCCAAGACUGACACUAUUUGCAACAGCAGCCUCUGUGCCUUAUACUGUAUGUGUGUGAUAAAUUUAAAACAGUAACUGAGAUUGGUCGGAAAAAAACUCAGUUCCACCUGAAUGGAAAUGUUUCUGAGAGGAAAGGCCUUUCAGUUCCAUCACAACUGCUCUCUCCUGAAACCAUGAGUAACCUCAGAAAACAUCCUUGGCUUCACUGUGGGAAUUCUCCAUAAACAUGAUCAGAGUUCUGUAUGAAAGGAGUUUGGAAACCUCUUCACACUCAUAUUUAAUUCCAGGAAAAUUGAGCGUGGCACAGUGACCACAGUUGAUUGACAAAUUAGACCUUGUUUAAAACAAUUGUCAUUUCAAGUGUAGAUUAUGCCUGCUGUAAUCCCAAAGCACAUACUGUACUACUUUAAUUGUUUUUAUUCGUUUUGUUGUUUUUCUUGAGCAUGACGACACCCUUCUCUAACGAAAUUUGAAUGCUUAAUUUGGUGUCCUGAUAACCUCAUUUAGUGAUUCUGUCUCUGGAUGUCCUCAAGACUACUUUCUCCUUAUCAGGCAGGGGUUGGAUGAUCUCAGGGGGACAUAGAAAAUUCCAGUCCCUGAAGCAUCUGACUGCUUCCUCUCUCUGGUACAGCUGACAUUUAACUGUCACUAUGAUAGUGGCUCCAUAACACCACCGUGUCAUCAUGAGAUUAUUUCCUCUAGCCCUGGUUUACAGAUUAGUGACUGUUGUUAAUGGUAAAAAGGAGGAUUGGUGGAAAGUCAGUUAUCAUGUGUUAACAUGACCACUGCAGUUGCUCAGGUAGUGUAAUGUAGUCAGUAUACUGUAGUCAGAUGUCAGUGCUUACUAUUGCAGAUCUUGAUGUUGGUUCGGAUCAAAUAUCAAUGAUGAUGACCGGCAGUUGUAUGGGGAAUGCAGUACAUUGUCUAUGUAAAGUAAACUACAAUUGUUAUUUGACUUGCUACAUUGGAAAUUCCAGAGUAUCAUGGCAGACAAUACAUUGUAAUUUAUUGUUUGACUUCAAAUGUGGUUAAUAUUUGAUGGAAAGUCUCUUAUUCACUGGUAUUUUGUGUAGUCAUUUCUGCAUUCAGCAUUUCCACUUUAUUUACUCUUUCUUCCCUUUAUCAGCAGCAGUAUGACACCCAUGUGAUCACUUCCUGGCUCAGUCUGAGCCCCAUCUGAGUUUCACAGGGCUGAAUCUUCAAACAGUGGCGGGGAAGGACUUGAGAGGAGAGGGCCAGACAGGACAGCAGAUACCAUAACAGAAAGGAGACUGUCAUGCCUUAUAUGUUAAGUGAGGAGAAUGCCUUAGCCUUUGGACUGCUUAUCUGACCACCAACUGUGUGGGACUUCUAAGAGGCUUUAAGGUGAAGUGGUCUCUGUGUGGAUUGCUCAGCCAUAGUCCCAGGCAGUGAGAUACACCCUAUAGAGUAAGCGAACUGCUGCCAGGCUGCAGCUAUGGACCUUGAGGAGAGUGGUCCUCCCUCCUCCUCAGUGACCUCGCUGCUCUUCUCACCAUGCUGAACGAAGCUGCGUCUGUCAUCUACAUUGUGCUGGAGCUGCUGAUAGCUGUACUGUCUGUGUUGGGCAAUGUGCUGGUCUGCUGGGCCGUCUGUCUCAACAGCAACCUGCAGAGCAUCACCAACUUCUUUGUGGUGUCCCUGGCGGUGGCAGACAUUGCUGUUGGAGUGCUGGGUAUCCCCUUUGCCAUCGUCAUCAGCACAGGCUUCUGCUCCAACUUCUAUGGUUGCCUCUUCAUUGCUUGCUUUGUGCUGGUGCUCACCCAGAGCUCCAUCUUCAGCCUGCUGGCCAUUGCCAUAGACCGCUACAUCGCUAUCAAGAUACCCCUCAGGUACAAUAGCCUGGUGACAGGCCAGCGUGCCAAGGGGAUAAUUGCUGUCUGCUGGGUGCUGUCCAUCAUCAUCGGCCUGACCCCGAUGCUGGGCUGGAAUAAGUCCACUGAGCGCCCCAACAGCACCUGUCCCCCAGGCCUGAUGGAGUGCCUGUUUGAGGAUGUGGUGGUCAUGGACUAUAUGGUCUACUUUAACUUCUUCGCCUGUGUGCUGAUGCCUCUGCUGCUCAUGCUGGUCAUCUACCUGCGGAUCUUCAUGGCAGCUCGGCAUCAGCUGAAGCUCAUAGAACUGAAGGCUGUCCACGGGGGGAAGUCCCACUCCACCCUGCAGAAGGAGGUCCAGGCGGCUAAGUCGCUGGCCAUCAUCGUGGGCCUGUUUGCCAUCUGUUGGCUGCCGCUGCACAUCAUCAACUGCUUCACCCUGUUCUGCCCUCAGUGUCCCCGCCCGCCCCUCUGGAUCAUAUACGUUGCCAUCAUCCUCUCUCACGGCAACUCAGUGGUCAACCCCUUCAUCUACGCAAACCGCAUCCAGGAGUUCCGCCACACCUUCAAGAGGGUCAUCCGCCGCCAUGUCCUGUUCCGCCGGGAUCUGUUUGACAGUGGUGGCAGCAGCCACACCUCCACCCACAACAGUAUCAGCGGCUCAGUAAGGGUUAAGGCCAAUGGCCUCCGCUUCGACCUCUGUCAUAGCCAUACCAAACCUGCAGGUGACGUUCUGAAGCCAGCGCCCAUUCACAACCACCCUCUUACCGUGAUUAGCUCCCACAAUGACAGGGAAAGCCCCCCUGUGCCACAGCCUCUCAGACAGACACAUACACACCCGUUAUGUCAUCCCCUGCAGUAUGGGGACCAGCAGCAGCAUUCUCACAAAGGUCCGGAGGUGGAAGAGGUAAAGGACAGGCAGGAUCUCUCCCCUGUCCAGGUCAAAACACUGUUCUAUAAACAUAAAACCUGCUUCACUGAGCUCACUGAGGUGUCCUAAUGGACACAGAAUGGGCAUUAGACAGCUACAAAGGAUCCUUAUCACCUGGUCUUUGGUGUGAAAUUACUGCUGAUGUGUACAUUUUUUUUGAGUCAGCUCAGAGUAGAUUACUGGGCAGUCAGGCUCACAAUCUGAGGAUCAGAGUUUGGUUGUAUCCAGAUGGUCUAAUUCCACAUACUUGGAGGCAUUCUAUCGCCAGGGAUUGUAACCGUUGGUCCUAAAUGAGUACGAAACGAGGACCAACACAAAGGCAGGCAUACAAAGCCUACUGUACAUUCACCAUGCGGAAGAGAACAACUUCUUUUGGGGGCAUGAACAAUUCUAUUUCAAUUUGUAAACAAAAAUCAUUUUAGUUAUUUAUGGAAGAAACGUUAAUGUGACUCGAAUGGUUAAAUGUGAUUCUGUUUACGAUGUUUAUUCUCUUGCUCUGUGACGUGUCUGGUGCUUAAAUCGGGAUCCUCACAAUUGACUUUUGUUCUAUGAUAACUGGUGAGGUUUUAUUAAAUCACCUUUAUGAUGAGUAUUGUGUGUUUGGGGAUGGCAGGGAUGUUCCAGGUUCGUGAUGAGGGGACGGUACUACUGCAUUGAUUUAGAAUGUUUGUGCACCAUACAGAUGGACAUGAUAAGAGCAAUCUCUUAGAUGUUCAGGUUUAUGAUCUUGCAAAUGUAUGAAUGCUCAAAAAAUGAUCUGCGUGUUUUUAAAUGAUAAUGGUUUUAAACUAUUUUGAGGAAUAUCUAAACUACUGGGCACUUUCUCAACUUGUCUAACUGUCAGUAACACAAACCAAAACUGUUGAGCUGAUCGUUGAGAUUACACAGACAAUUAAAUGGACAAAAUAAUUCAUCAAUGACACAUACAGCUUACAUUUUUCACUGAAUAUACUCUCAAGAGUUACAUAGCUAUGGCAUUCUCUGCAUUUUCACAUUUUCAGAUGCAAUACAGGACGCAAUACCUCCUGUUUGAAAAUAAAUAUUUGUAUGUAA
Messenger RNA from Oncorhynchus nerka (sockeye salmon), 5502 nucleotides. Its product is annotated as adenosine receptor A2b-like. Gene Ontology annotation, biological process: G protein-coupled adenosine receptor signaling pathway; adenylate cyclase-activating G protein-coupled receptor signaling pathway. Lineage: Eukaryota; Metazoa; Chordata; Actinopteri; Salmoniformes; Salmonidae. Gene Ontology annotation, cellular component: plasma membrane. Bases 3202 to 4518 code for a protein of 438 amino acids. The transcript is spliced from 3 exons. Gene Ontology annotation, molecular function: G protein-coupled adenosine receptor activity. The record is from RefSeq and is a predicted model, not a curated record.